ACUCAUUGACGAAUCACAACAAUCGAGCAUGGUGAUGGUCCUGGAAUACGUGUGUGCUGCUUAAGUCUGAUUUUUGUUUUAAUGGAAAUUUAGAGAACAGACAUUUCUGAAUCAGGAUGAACGUUAUUAACUGGAGCGACAACAGCUCGAGACAUGUCAGCAGGGAAUGGUCCUGGAACAGCUGACAUUGAAAAUGGCACCCAGGGCAUUUCAGUGGUCCAUGUGAGCAUUCCUAACCAAGCCAUACAGGUUCAGCCUGUCAUUCAGGCAAAUCCAACUAUCAUACACAGCGCAGGCAAUUAUCAGACAAUCCAAGUUGUCAGGGUUGCCGCAGUUGACGACGAUUUAUCUUCUGAUGACUCAGAUGCCAAGAAAAGAAGGGAAAUCCUAGCAAGAAGACCAUCAUAUAGGAAAAUUCUUAAUGACCUUUCCUCUCCUGUUACAAAAAUGGAAGAUGAUUCAAAUAGUAGUCAAAGUCAAGAUGGCCAAGAUUACGGUCAGGGUGGUACAUUGCAACUGAGUGCACAUGGAGAUGCUACACCAGCAACUCAAGGUCUGCAGACAUUAACAAUGACCAAUGCAAGUCCUACAUCUGCUUCUAAUUCCACAGGGGGAACCACAAUUGUACAGUAUGCCCAGGGGCCAGAUGGCCAGUUUUAUAUUCCAGUUGGAGGAACUAAUGUUCAAGCCUAUCAAAUAGCUACACCUGGAUCCUUAGCACAAAGUGUUGUAAUGACAGGCAGUCCUAUUUCUUCACCGCAACACAUGUCAGAGGAAGGUUCUCGGAAAAGGGAGUUGCGGUUAUUAAAAAAUAGAGAGGCAGCAAGAGAGUGUCGGAGGAAGAAAAAGGAAUAUGUCAAAUGUUUAGAGAACAGAGUAGCUGUAUUGGAAAACCAGAACAAGACAUUAAUUGAAGAACUUAAAGCAUUGAAAGAGUUGUACUGUCAAAAAGAUGCAUGACUUUAAUUUUUACCAUAGCAUUUGAAGCCAGAGAAUUUCUAAUGGCAACUCCUGUGUUGUCAAGUUUGGACCAGGGCUAUGUUCCCUAAAAUGUGAUACUAGGAAGCUUUAAGCUUUUUAUUUGGUCCACGGCACCAGCCAUUUCACAUUUGAGGCUCCUUGAACUGCAAGAGAAAACCUCAGAGAUGCCUAAAUAAGAGGCAUUCAAAUUGAUAGAAGAAUUUAUUGACUUUUCAUUUAAAAGUCAGUCUUCUGUUGUAUUUUCUUUUGUUUGUGUUUAAAGAGGUCAAAAUAUAUGGUGUUAUUUCCAUACUUGAAGAAGCGCAGAUAAUUUAAAAUGGCUGUGAUGAAGAAAUGUCUGUAGUUUAUUUUUAAUUACAUUUUUUCUGUAUGUUUUUCUUUUUACACUGUCAGAAUCAGAUUAUAUAGACAUUGCUUUGUUAACUCAUUGUUGGGUUUACUUUUUAUCUUGUUCCUGUAUUUUUUUUUCCACUGGUUCAUUUGUUUAUGUUCAAAAUUUCGAAAAUGUAUUUUUCUUCUCACCAAACAAUAUGGUACUCAUUUAAGUAAGGAUUUGUUUUCUAUCAAAAUAUAGUAGUUUUGCACUGUUUUGUGUACUGUUGGAACAUAUAUUUUAUUUAGGCGUUUUAUCUUGUACAUUUCAGCAUGAGCUAAAAUACUCUAGCGCUUUUAAAUUUGUAAAUGUUCAUUUUUAAUGAAAUCCAAAUUUAUUUCAUUUUUUUCCCUUGCAGCUGUAAUCAAACUUAGCACCUAUUUUUUAAAAUGCCAUCUUAUUCAAUUUAUGGAUUAAAUUUUUUUUUUUCCAUUUUUUUUUUGUGUUGAUCAUGGCAUUUUAAUGGUUUGUCUUCAAUUAAGACAGACUAAAGGGUAACUAAACAAAGUAGCCAUUUUAAAACUUUUCUUUUAUAAAAUAUAACAUUGAGUUAUAAGUGAGUCUUGAGUGUCUUCACCAUUGUAAAGCUCCAUUUGUUCCUAUUUCAUGCACAAUUUGCUCAGACCAAUUUAGAGGCAUGUUUUGUUUACUCAGUACCUAAUUCAUUAUCAUGCCUUUUCAUUCUAUGCCUUAGACUUCCACAAUUUACUUCAUUUCAAUGAUGUAUAAAUGCUUAUGUGAAGUGCUUUUUUAAAAGAAAACAAUUGAAUGUUCAGUAAUCUCAGAUUUUAAAAAAAUGUUAACUAUUGUUUUAAAUAAAGUUCAAAUUUUGAACUGGAAUAAUUUGAAGAUGUUGUAUUUAAAAAAAUGGUCUGUUAAGAUCUACAAAUAUGUUGAGAUCUUUUAACUUAUUUUUUACAAGCAAGAUCUUAGGUUCUGAUACAGUGGUAAUGUCAAGAUAUAUUGUUUAAAUAAAUAUGCAGCUUGUAUUGUAAAUUCUCAAUGUAUUUUUAAAUGAGCAAAUUCAUUUUCUCAAGACUGUUAAACUUCAACAAUGCAUACUGUAGAGUGGUAUUUAAAUGUACAUAGGAAUAAGUGAUUAAAUAGUAAUUGUUAUUGUGUGUGCACUGUAUGUCAUGUUGAGGAAAUUUCUGUACAUCUUGAAAACUGUCAUAAUUCCGGUUACAGAACUUAUAAAAAGUUUUACCACUAUCUGUAAGUUUCUUUUGAUGUUUUUUUAUUUGUUGUCUUAAUCACAUUUAAUUCAUGACUAGUAAUGUUUUUACAGGGGCUAAUUUGUAAUAUUUUACAAAGGCUAAAAUUUGUCUAGUAGGUUUCCAUAAUGUAAUCACUUAAGCAAUCAUGUGAAAGUGGUGUGUUAAAUAAAUACUCUGUGAUAAAUACUAAACGAAAUGCCAGGUGGGUUCUUAUUUAAUUCACCACUCUCCAUUAAUUGCCAUCAAAGUACUUCUCCCUUUUCUUUAGCACUGUCAAAGUACUUCUUUAAAAAUCAUGUCUAGCCUAACUGCAGUUUCUUUUCUAAAAAAAAAAUCACGUUUGUUUAUGGGGGUAUUUUAAAAGAUGCAUUUUGUAGUGAUCUGCAUAGUUAACUACAUUCCAUAAAGCUUGGUGAAACACCUUGAAAAAUCUGGUUUUGUAACUAAAUUUCUUAAAAAAGAGUUAAAUUAUUUUAUCUGUCUUCAGUGUAUUUAUAUCGUCAUGUGUACUUUUGGUUUAUUGUUGAUCCAACAAAAUUAAUGAUAUAAUAAAAUCUUACUGAACUGAA
Physella acuta is the source of this 3140-nucleotide messenger RNA. RefSeq names its product cyclic AMP-responsive element-binding protein 1. NCBI's taxonomy places the organism in Eukaryota, Metazoa, Mollusca, Gastropoda, Physidae. Gene Ontology annotation, cellular component: transcription regulator complex; nucleus. Gene Ontology annotation, biological process: regulation of transcription by RNA polymerase II. The record is from RefSeq and is a predicted model, not a curated record. Gene Ontology annotation, molecular function: protein binding; RNA polymerase II cis-regulatory region sequence-specific DNA binding; DNA-binding transcription factor activity, RNA polymerase II-specific.